Molecule: messenger RNA, 3547 nt
Organism: Pyricularia oryzae 70-15
Lineage: Eukaryota; Fungi; Ascomycota; Sordariomycetes; Magnaporthales; Pyriculariaceae
Product: glycogenin
Exons: 6
Coding region: 538-3135 (865 amino acids)
Cellular component (GO): cytoplasm
Molecular function (GO): glycosyltransferase activity
Source: RefSeq, a predicted model, not a curated record
UUUUAAACUCAUGCAAUGCGAGCUGUCUGGGAACUAUUGCUGCAUAUAUUUGAAUUCCCCGACCGAGAUUGGCGAUAAAGAAUUGCUUCACUCCUAACCAGGCUGAGCUAGUCUACCUAGGUUUGUACCUUAUCCACCUGGAAUUAUUGCUUGUCGCAUCUGUCUCGAUUUACAGGGAUGCUGCGCUGCAUCUAAUUAACUCCACUCAGCGCAAAACACCCGGCUCACCAACUUGCAAGGCCGCGGGCGCACUUGCCAUUGCUAGCACCCGCUUUGUCGAUCCUACUACGGAAGCGCGCCUUUUCCAAUAUUUUUUUUUUCUCUGUCUUCGGCACAAUUGCUAUCACCACAACAAAGUUGCUUCCCCUCGUUGACUCUCUUUAUCGCUUUGUCUUGUCGGCCUUUUUUCCUGCUGCAUAUCAGCAUUGAUCCUGCUUUUACAAUUCCUCAAACUUUUUUUUUUCUUUGUCAUUGUUCUCUCUUCAGUUUUCUCAGCUUCGUUUUGGCAGUUCAAAUCACAUCUCCCUUGCACAAACCAUGGCUGUGCGAGGCGCGGAGGAAGCCUACAUUACGCUUCUACUGAGCGAUAAUUAUUUGCCAGGUGCACUCGUUCUUGCCCAUUCGCUUCGCGAUGCAGGCACCACAAGGAAGCUGGCCAUCAUGGUCACUCUCGACACCGUGGCGGCCAAGGUGAUCACGCAACUAAAGGCCGUCUACGACUACGUGAUUCCCGUCCCUCGCAUACGUAAUGAGCGCCCCGCGAACUUGUACCUCAUGAACCGACCCGACCUCCACUCGGCUUUCACCAAAGUCAACUUGUGGAAGCAGACUCAGUUCAGCAAGCUGGUAUACAUCGACGCCGACGUGGUCGCGUACAGGGCACCCGACGAGCUCUUUGCGAUCGCCCAUCCCUUCUCAGCUGCCCCUGACAUAGGAUGGCCGGACUUGUUCAACACGGGUGUCAUGGUUCUGACUCCAAACAUGGGUGACUACUAUGCGAUGAUGGCUAUGGCAGAGAGAGGAAUCUCGUUUGACGGCGCAGAUCAGGGUCUCAUCAACAUGCACUUCCGGCAUACGUACAACCGCAUCUCGUUUACCUACAACGUCACCCCUUCGGCCCACUACCAAUACGUCCCCGCGUACCGCCACUUCCAGUCGAGCAUCAACAUGGUGCACUUCAUUGGCUCUGAAAAGCCGUGGAUCCAAGGAAGGAACUCUACAGCUGGCGGCGGUGCCUUUGACGAGAUGGUAGGCCGGUGGUGGGCUGUUUACGAUAGGCAUUAUCGUGCGCCGACCGUUUACGAACCGCAAGUUCAAAGGCCACCGGAAAUCGUCCAGAAGUUUGUUCGAGGAAAAUACCAACCCCCCUCCACGUAUACGGUAGCUGUUGGGCAACAGCCACAAAUAUCCUUACAGCCGCCUUCACCAACACCGGAGUCUCAACAGUCGAGUAUCCACAACCAGUCGCAACAAUAUCAACAACAGCAGCAUAUAUAUGACAACGGUCAGCAUAGCUUGUCGAAUUAUGGCACUGAACAUUCCCCUCAUACCCAAGAGCACCGAGAGCACCGAGAGUCCCAUCACCACCACCGUCAAGACGAGCACAAUCGAGGUUACCAUAUCCCUGGUCCAAGCCCUGGCACUUCCCAUGCCCAUGUUCCUCAAGUGGAGGAAAGCCAUACAAGCCCUUGCUUUUUCAGCACUGCUUCUCCAGCAUCCAGUUCUGGAGCUAACGCUCCCCAAGGCCAUUAUCAGGAGCAUCAGCAAGACCAAGCGCCUCACCAAGCGCACGAGCCGGAGCCGGAAAAGCCUCAACCUCCGCCCAUGGAGCCCAGUUGGGAUGCGCAAAGGCAACCGCCUCCGCCGGAAUCGAAACCGGAAGCAUUGAACUUCCCCAAGAUGCAUUACGAGAUGUCUUCAGAUACUAGCGCGUUUGUUCCACCCCAGCGCUACCCGAGUCCCCCCAAGAACAUGUACUAUGAAGUCCCUCAACAUCCACCAGCUCCUCCGGAGCAGAAGCCCCCAGCGAUCUUCCCGUGGGAAAUGAAUAGACCUCAGGCAUCGCGGGUCUUUAUUAAUGAUGAUGUCGGACCCGUUGAGGCCGAGAAGUCUCCGACCGCGGAAGAGACUGCCGCUUUCCAGGAAUCAGUUGAGCCAGCAUCGGAGGAGCCGCGGCCAAUACCGACCAGCCCGCCAAUUCAGCAAACAUCGAACCCCUGGGAAUCGUUUUCGCUCACCAAUGCCUGGGACGAUGUACCCGGUAUCAAUCGCUACGUCGGUGCAAUCCAAAAAAGCCAACAGAGGCGAAACCUCAGUAAAUCCGCUGGACUCAGCCUAGGCAACCUCGACGACACGCGUGAGGCCCAGAAGGAGCUCGAGGCGGCACUGAGUCGACGGGGAUCAACCAAACUUACCGACUUCCCCGUCGAUAGGCCCAGCCUUCCGGUGACGCCGGCGCCCGUGCGGCGAAGCAAUUUCUGGGGCGGCGCUGCUGACUCUCCGAAGAAUGGCGGAUCAGUCGGCGCCGUGCCCGAGGGCGGCCGUCGUCAGCUGUUCCCGGCCGCCGAAGGCGUGCCAGGGCAGUCUGACUGGGUAUGUGUGCAUGGAACGCGGUGGACUCCUGCGUACUGCCCGUGUAACUUGGCUAACGUGCUACGCCAUGACAAGGAUCCGGUGGCACAGCUUCAUAAACUUGCUAAGCAGCAGUCUGAGUUGCUGUUGCAGAAACUUGGCGACAGUCUCAAAUCGGAGGAUGACGGUGAUGAUGAUGGCAGUGAUGGUCGGAGUGUCAGGUCCCAGGGUAAGGGCAAGGCUACCAUGGAACAAGUGUACCAGGAUGGGCCGGUUAAGAGCCCGACGUAUAUUAUGCAUGCGUCCGUGCCGACGGUUCACAGCCCAAUGCCAGUCAGGAAGAGCCCUGUGCAAAGUAUCCUGGGGGAGGGAGAGGCAGCGGUCCCACGGACCACGCGACACGACUCGCGGCUUUCGACGACAACGACGGAAUAUGGGACUGACGACAUUGAGCGGGCGAGCUACAAUGGACCUGGCGCCGCGUGGGACAAGGGAGAGGAUAUCCCGCUGAGGGAGACUCCGAUGCCUCCCACAGAGGAUGAGUUGGACGUACUGGAGACCUGAUAAAAUGAUGUUGAGGGAUUGGUCGGCGUUAUGAGCUUGGUUUUUCGUAUCGGGCUUGAUAAUUCCAUAAUGUUAAUAUGAGGAACGGGAUGGGAAAUGUCUUUUUUUGUCAAGUCUUUGUUCAAUUUCUUGCAUUCUUUGCUCAUCGUGGAACUUGCAAAAGAAAAUCGCAGGAGUUGGUCAACGUUGUCAGUUUUGGUCUUGGCUCUUUCUUACCUGACUAUGCUUACACCCGUAAUGGGGAGUCAUGAGAGGAUAACUAUCGGCAAAUAUCGGCGGUGUCUUUUGCCAGGUGUGAUGUUUGCCAUAUACGUCUUGUUGGUCUUUGGUUGUGAAGCAUCUGUGGCAGUUCGAUGAAUGACAUACGUAAGUUCCCCCGCAGGAUUGUUAUAGUCGCUGACGAACUAGUGGC